Molecule: messenger RNA, 1486 nt
Organism: Bactrocera tryoni
Lineage: Eukaryota; Metazoa; Arthropoda; Insecta; Diptera; Tephritidae
Product: sodium/potassium/calcium exchanger 4-like
Exons: 5
Coding region: 75-1397 (440 amino acids)
Biological process (GO): intracellular calcium ion homeostasis; calcium ion transmembrane transport
Cellular component (GO): membrane
Molecular function (GO): calcium channel activity; calcium, potassium:sodium antiporter activity
Source: RefSeq, a predicted model, not a curated record
GCUUUUGGCUGUUGGCGGUAAUCUGUGAUGAUUACUUUUUGCCCGCCAUCGAGUUAAUAUGCCAAGCGCUACAGAUGCGCGCCGAUGUGGUCGGCGCCACUUUUAUGGCAGUCGCCACUUCAAGUCCGGAACUCUUUAUGAAUUGCGUUGGUACAUUCGUGACAAAGGGUGACAUCGGCAUUGGCACAAUUGUGGGCUCGUCUGUAUUUAAUUUACUGGCUGUACCGGCGUGUUGUGGUCUCUUUGUGGGCCAAUGCGUGCGUUUGGACUGGUGGCCGGUGAGUCGCGAUUGUUUGAUGUAUUGCCUGGCUGUGAUCGCGUUGAUCUGCACGCUCUGGGACGGCAAAGUGAUGUGGUACGAAUCGUUGAUGCUCUUCUUGGUGUACUUCAUUUAUAUGGCAGUGAUGUACUACAACGAUAAUUUCGCACGCUCAGCACGUCGUCUGAUCUCUCGUUAUCGCCGUAAACUGCGUUUGGUGUUUUCCUAUCGUGAAGUUAGUGAGCUAACGCCACUUAUUAGACGUCAGCAUACAUUCAACGGUAUUACCAAUUAUACAUUGGGAACGUCUUUUAAUAGCAUUAAUAACUGUGCUUCAAGCAAUAAUCUGGCAACAUUUUAUAUACCCGAUUCGUCUACGCAACUCUAUCCUAGUUUGGAGGAUAUCGAAAGUUGUCGCACGUCAGUGACACAAAAUGAUAGUUGCAGUUGGACGUUAGACUCCGAACCAAACUUCGUUAAUGAAACUGACUAUAAUGCAACAGAUUUCGCUGAUCUACCUUGGCAACGCGGUGAUGCUUCGUGGCUGUGUUUCAUAAUCCGUUGGCCCAUCACGUUUCUGCUAUACAUAACGGUACCCGAUAGUCGCAGACAUCCGCAAGCCAAAUAUUUAACAUUUGCGGCAUCGAUUAUAUGGAUUGCGGUGAUCUCAUAUGUGGUGGCCUAUGCGAUAACCGUAAUAGGCGAUACGCUCAACAUACCCGACUCUGUUAUGGGGCUCACAAUACUCUCCGCCGGCAUGAGUGUACCGGAAGCUGUCUCCAGCAUUAUUGUCACGAAACAGGGACUUGGCGCUAUGGGCAUCAGCAAUGCAAUUGGUUCGAAUACAUUCGACAUUUUACUCUGUCUCAGCGUGCCUUGGUUUAUCAAAGCAUAUUUCCUACCCAAUCACCCGGAUGAAAUGUGGGUUGCGCCCAAUUCGAAUGGACUCACAUAUUCAGUCAGCUUUCUGCUUGCGUCUGUUGUUUGUCUCUUUCUAACAUUACUGUUGAAUCGUUUUAAAUUGGAUCGCAAAGUGGGUUUAAUAUGCGCCAUUUUAUAUGUCUGUUUCAUUGUUUGUGCGGCACUCAUCGAGCUCAAUGUUUUCUUUCCGGUUAAUCUACCUGUAUGUGAGCACUGAGUGCAAACGAGUGAGGGUGACGGUCAAGUUGCACGAUCUAGCCAUAUUAUUGCAUGAACUUUAGAUUUUGUACAAUUAUUUUUAUUAAU